ACAAACAAUCCUUUUUUCCCCCACUCCUUAGCCUGCAGACUCUGUGUUUAGAUGGGAACCACCUAAGCUCACUACCUGAAGAGCUUGGUGAUCUGUCUCAGCUCAACAGCCUGGGCCUCUCCUUCAACAACUUCUCUCACGUCCCGACGGUCCUGGAGAAACUGUGUGCAGUGGACAAGCUGGCCAUGGCCGGAAACCGAGUGGAGAGCUUGGAGCUGUCCACUCUGGCUCGAAUGAUCCACCUGAGGAACAUCGAUCUGCGGUUGAACGGACUCAGGUGUGUUAAAUGUGAGACUCCAGAGCCAGUGAGCCACGUGACGCAGCUGGACUUGCGCGAUAAUUGCUUGGACUCGCUCGACCUGAGCACCGUCUGCAACCUGGAGACUCUGCACUGCCAGCGGAACCAGCUGGGGACUCUCACACUCAGCGGUUUCUCACUGCGCAUGCUUCAUGCCGGCAGCAAUCGCCUCACAACAGUCAACGUCUAUCCAGUCCCGAACCAGCUCACACACAUGGACCUUUCACAGAACCUGUUGGAAUACCUUCCAGCCUGGGUGUGUGACUGUCGGAAAAUCGAGAUACUGGACCUUCAGCACAACCUGUUGUUUGAACUGCCUUCCAGGUUGCUGAACAGCUUAAGUUUGAGGAAGCUGCUGACGGGGAACAACCGUUUGCAGAGAGUGCCUGACCUACUUGACCAUAUUCCUCUGGAAGCCCUUGACCUGCAGCAUAACAAGCUCAGCGAACUUCCAGAGGGUCUCUUUUACAAGGCCUUAAACCUGAAAUACUUAAAUGUGUCAGCCAACGCCUUGGAAAGCAUUCCCCCCAGCAGCCAAUCAGAGGAGAGCCUCAGCACCCUCCAGGAGCUCUACCUGACCGGGAACAAUCUGAACGAGAACUGCGGCGCUCUGUUGGUCGGACACCAGAACCUGCGGAUCCUUCACAUCGCCUACAACCAGCUGCUCUCCUUCCCAGCCAGUAAGCUGAGUAAACUGGAACUGCUGGAGGAGCUAAAUUUAAGUGGGAACAAGCUGAAGACGAUCCCCUCCACGGUGUCCAGCUGUAAGCGGCUGCACACUCUCAUCGCACACUCGAAUCAAAUAACCGUCUUCCCAGAAAUCCUCAACCUGCCUGAGAUCAAGCUUGUAGAUCUAAGCUGCAAUGAGCUGACUGAGAUCCAGCUACCCGACUCUCUGCCUGCCACACUGCAAGAGCUGGACUUGACGGGCAACAGCAGCCUGACGCUGGAACACAAAACCCUCAAUCUGUUCAGCCACAUUACCACGCUGAAAUUAGACCAGAAAUCUGCCGCGACACCCGGAGACUCCCUGGGCUCCUCGACUCUCUGGAAGCACGGUUACUCCGAGAUGAGAGGCCAAAGAAAUAAGUUGUGUGUUUCCGUGCUUGCCGUGGACCGUUUUGGAGACGGUGGCGAAGGUUGUUACGGGAUCUUCGAUGGCGACCGCAACGAGGAAGUGCCGCGCCUCCUGCAGUGCACCAUGGGAGACGUGCUUUGCGAAGAACUCCAGCACUCCUGUGUCGACACAGUGUACAUGUGCAACACCUUUCUCACCUCACACAGGAAACUUGGCAUGGCCGGACAGAAACUCGGUGCGUCUGCCUUGUUGUGCUACAUUCACCGUGAGACGUCGGAGCCCGGGAGCGGCUUCAGCCUAACUGUGGCUAACGUCGGUACAUGCCAGGCCAUUCUGUGCCGUGAUGGACGGCCUGUCCAGCUCUCUAAGGUUUUCAGCUUGGAGAACUCCACAGAAGAGAUGGAGAGGGUUAAAGUCAAUAAAGCCAUUAUAACAGAGGACAACAAAGUGAGUGGAGUGACGUGCUGCUCUCGCCUAUUGGGCUGUUCCUAUCUGUCUCCUUGGGUGCUUCCAAAGCCCUGGGUGUGCACUGAGCCGCUCUGUGCCAAGGAUGAGUUCCUGAUCCUGGGGAACCGGGCCCUUUUCGAGCGCGUGUCCUAUCAGGAGGCCGUGUACACCGUGCAGGCCGUGCGGGAUCCACAUGCCGCCGCCAAGAAACUGUGCUCCCUUGCCCAGAGCUACGGCUGCAAGGACAACAUCGGAGCUGCGGUGGUGUCACUGCGUGUCAGUGAGGACAGCUGCACUUGUGAGCCGCCGGUGUUGAACGAUGAACUGCGGGGUCCGACCCCGGCCCCUGUGCCGGUGUCCGUGACUCCAUGCCCCAGUGAUCCAGGAAACAUCUCGUCUAGCAGCGGCAUUGGCACCGAGUUCAGCAGCGAGACGUCGGCCUCGGAGGUGGGCAGCGAGGCAGGGUCCACCGCUUCGGAUGAGCACCCGUCCUCUGGCCCUGCGACUCGCCCAGAGAGGCGCUGCAGCCUCCACCCGGCUCCUGCGCUCUGCGGGAUCAUGGUGCAGGGUCCAGCUCCGACGAGAACUCACCCCGGUGUUUUCCAGCGCCAGCCCUCCAGUGCCACUUUCUCAAGCAACCAGUCUGACAACGGCUUGGACAGCGAUGACGAAGCUCCACUUGAGGGUGUCAUCUCUAACGGUAGCAAGUUGGAGGUGGAGGUAGACAUUCACUGCUGUGCUUUCCAGCUCCGGCCGGGGGCCCCCGAGAGCCCGAAGGAGCUGAAUCUGGAAAAUCGCAACGGUAAAAUGCGCAGACAGAACAGCGUGGUGGUUUCUGCUACAAACGGCUGUCUGCUGGCCGUAUGUGGUAGAGAGAACGGAGACCUCAAGAAGUCACCUUCCACCUCCAGCCUGUUCGGUAAGAAACUGUCCAAUGGUUCUGUGGUGGCCCCGGAAGACAGUCAUAAUAUCAUUGAGGUUGCCCUGGAGGCGCCAAAGAAAAAAUCAGGCUACUUCACGGCCCCGGCUCAGCAGGACCCGGAGGACCAGCUAAUUGUGCCCCCCGGUCUUGAGCAGGAGGUCAGAGAGCAGCUGAAAGGCCAGAGCCUUCUUGUCUCAGGCAUCUCCACACCGCCAACCCCGGUGAAAGAUCCACCGUGGGAUCAACCACACCCUCCUGCAUUUGCCUCCACCUUAGUUCCAGGGCCGGGCCUCGCUCCCGUCCUGCAGCAGGAAGUCUACGAUACCGCCCUCUAGGACGCUGAGACGGCCGUUUGGCUUCAGUUUGGAUUGUGCCAUUCUUGAGAUGUAGGACUGUCUCCUACAGCUAGUUUAGUUGGAAGAAGACGCCAUUUGAAAAAAAUGUUGAGAAGACAAGAAAAGCCUUUAGAACUCUGUUAAAAACUGAUACUGUGCCAUUAAAGAGAGAUAAGCAGAACAUGCUCUGAGUAUCCGCCACAAUAGGGCUGAACAAGAUUUCCACACGUCCAACAUGUCAACAGCAUUUCCCUUUACUUGGAAAGUUAAGCAAUCUGAUGGAUACAGAAAAGAUUGUGGUCAGUCUCCCCACCAGGAACCCAAAGGUGUCUCAGGUCCUGCAGAGAUCGAUUUGUGCCGAAGCUUGAAAAAGUGCCUAAAACGGACGACACAUGAGAGAGCUCAACGCAUCCAGGUUAGGAGUUGGGAUGAGAGUUUGUUUCAGUUAUAUUCAGACAGGACACGGUCUUUACGAACACUCGAUGUCCACGGACACCUUUCUUACGGCUACUGAAGCUUGGCCCGUUGUUGUCCUUAUUUAACGCAGACAAAUAUGUUGAAAACUUGAGUUUUUAUCCCAUAAUCCCAUCAGAAUUCAGCCUAAAAAAAAGUCCAGCUUUGCUCAACCCCAAACAACUUCCAACUACAUUCAAACGUUUUCAAGUGGAUGUCUUUUCACCAUUAACUUUUCAACCACAAGUUCGUGACGUUUAAGCAGAAAACGAUGCUAUAGUUUCCACGUCUCUUCAGUGAAAGUUUUCUUGUGGGAUAAUGCUAGCAGAUACGACUCUCCUCUCUUACGCAAAGAGAACUAGGGUUAAUCUCUUUACCCAAAAGGUACGUUUUAAAGGUUAUUAUUAGUAUGGUAUUUUGUUUGAUUUUUAAAGAGAGAAAUCUCAUUCCUGACCCAAAGGCCACAUAUCAUACCUCUAGAUCUGGAAGUCAACUUUAAAAAAAAAAAAAAGAAAAAAGAACCGAAAGAACUUAAGAUGUCAUCAACAUGUAAAGACAAGAAUAACUGCCUUUAUGUUGUUCAAAUUAUUAAUUUGGGUUUUAUUUGUUUAGAAUCUGACAAACUGGAUGAAUCAUUGUAGAAAACACUCUUGAGGGAAAAGCUUUGAGUGCACUGCGGACCUCUUAUGAGCCGUUUGACAUGAAGAUAUUCAGCUCUGGUGGGCUGAAGUGGGAGUGACAGCAGAAUAAUCAGUGAAGAUGAAUCUCCAUAAAAGCUGCAUUUCAGAGAAGAAGAACAAAUAUUUUUGAGUUUUGGCAUUUUGAACACAUUCUGAUUGAUUUGAACAAAUCAGUCAGAUGGCAGUUGAGUAUAAAAUGAUGUUUUAUCUAUCUUCUUAUUUAAAGUCUCUUUUUAUGUGUAGACAGAUUAUUCUUAUUUAUUAAUAUUUGAGGCUGCUGAUAUUAGUCAUGUUAUACAGCGAUGCUGUGAACAAACUUGUCAUCUCCUUGUCAUUUUCUCACAUUUACUCCAUGCGUUGAUUUUUUCCCCCCCUCUAUUUUUCUGCUUGUUCUGUCAAAUGUUGGACUUGGAAGCUGCUUUGCCAAACUGUGGUGAGAGGAAAUUUGUCAGGACAAGCUGAAUGUAAGAAAUCAAUCAUAGCUGAAUGUGAAACUUGUAACUCAGACACUUGACUUUACCUGAACAACAUUAAUCAGAACAAAUAUCUUUGGUAAAGAAAAUUCGAACAAUGUUCAAAGUAUUAAUUCCAAGCUUUCAGAAAUUUUUGAAGAUUAAAUCUUAGAAAUAGAGGUUUGUCGAGAUGUCAUUUGAAAUUGUUAUUUUUUUUUUCUACAUACAUUUAUGUGAGGUAUUGUUUUUUUAAAUCAUUGGUUAAUGCGCCUUUAGAUGUCAGAAAACACAACCAAAAAAUACAAGCGUAAAAAUAUGCGGUACUUGACGCCACAAGGACUUUCUUAUUAAGUUGGUCACUCAGAAUAUAGAAUCAUUUCUUCCCCCCUUCAAAGCUUUAGCAUCAUGUAUCAUGAUAAUAUCGUGCACACAGAGCCCUCAGCAGUUAUUGGCACCUAGUAAAUGGUAACUGGUCCUUUAUCGAGUCCAGAGGACCCCAAAGUACUGACUUCACACUACAUUCAGUAGAAGCCUAACUUCAAAAUAUUAUUACUUAAGAAGUAAAAGACUACUAGUUAAAUCGAGUAACUCUGAUCUACUUAAAAAAAAAGAGAUACAUAUGGAUUUAACAAGUCUCAGUUAGGUGUAAGAAUUGCCGGGGUUCCCAUUAAGUGUCGCCCUGGUAGUUUUGCAUAAAGCAAUUAUUUCUUACGGUAUUUGACUCCACAGGAUAGAUGCACUAAGCUGGAGGUUGGAUUUCUCCAUUUUCUGUUUGAUAUUUGCUAGUGGAAUAAAAGAUUUUUAUUUAUGAUGAUAUUUACCUUCAGUGCCAGAAAAUCCUGAGGUUGCUGUACCCAUGGGUAUAAACCAUAACUGUAUUUAUGAUACCUAAAUUAUUAGGGGAAACUCGGUAUCGUACUGCCCUAGAAACCUCACUUUAUCCAGCUCCGAAUGCCUCCAACGUGUUCAGCU
Messenger RNA from Poecilia latipinna (sailfin molly), 5637 nucleotides. RefSeq names its product PH domain and leucine rich repeat protein phosphatase 2 (gene phlpp2). The annotation marks the transcript as partial. The transcript has 12 exons. The record is from RefSeq and is a predicted model, not a curated record. Gene Ontology annotation, molecular function: protein binding. NCBI's taxonomy places the organism in Eukaryota, Metazoa, Chordata, Actinopteri, Cyprinodontiformes, Poeciliidae.